AUGUCCAGGUGUUCUCUCACACCAUGGUUCUUUACUUGGCUAAUGUUGCUCUGUCUAUCAGGAUGCUAUUUCCUGGACUCUCUAAUUGUGGCAAGUAGUUUUAGGCACGUGCAUCACUACGUCAAUAAGUCAAACCUGGAUCAAGACUACUGUGAAAGAAAAAGAAAAUUAUCUAAUUUUGGUGGAUGGAGACUCUCCACAGAAAAACUCACAGCUGCACUUCCCAUUGAUCCCAUUGAAGAGAAUUACGUUCGUGAAGUGCAAGACUCCGUUUUUUCAGUUGUCCAUCCUACUCCUUUUAAAUCCAGAGUUCUCCUUGUAGCUGUUUCAAAGGAGGUUCUAGAAGACAUUUUAGAUCUUGAUGUGUCUGUCUCGGACACAGAGGAUUUUCUUCAACUUGUCAGCGGUGGGAAAAUUGUCUUGGGAUCGCUGGCCCAUAGGUAUGGCGGCCAUCAGUUUGGUAGCUGGGCAGGUCAGCUGGGUGAUGGAAGGGCUCACCUGAUCGGAGUUUAUACAAACAGGUUUGGUGACAAUUGGGAGCUACAGCUGAAAGGCUCAGGAAGGACACCAUACUCCAGAAAUGGGGAUGGAAGAGCUGUGCUUCGUUCCUCUGUACGAGAAUUUUUGGGCAGCGAGGCCAUGCACUAUCUUGGAAUUCCUACAAGCAGAGCAGCUAGUCUAGUUGUUAGCGAUGAUGUUGUAUGGAGAGAUCCGUUCUACAAUGGGGAUGUUAAGAAAGAAAGAGGUGCAAUCGUUCUGCGUGUUGCCAAAUCAUGGUUUCGAAUAGGAUCAUUAGAAAUUUUAACCUAUUCUGGAGAACUACGUUUAUUAAGGAUACUGUUAGACCUUGUCAUAGAUGAACACUUUCCAUCAAUAAGCGUGAAUGACUCAAAUAAAUACCUGGCAUUUUUCUCCAGAAUAGUAUCUGAAACAGCAGACCUGAUUGUCUUAUGGAUGUCAGUAGGCUUUGCUCAUGGUGUCUAUAAUACAGAUAAUUUUAGUCUCUUGUCCGUAACCAUAGAUUAUGGUCCAUUUGGAUUCAUGGACUCCUAUGAUCCGGACUUUGUCCCAAACGUAUCUGAUGAUGAAAGGCGGUAUAAAAUAGGAAACCAAGCCAACGUCGGGAUGUAUAAUCUGAACAAGCUGUUGCAGGCUUUAAACCCUUUGUUGGACCCCCGACAAAAGCAGCUUGCUUCUCAGAUUCUUGAGGGAUACCCUGAUCAGUACUAUAAACGUUUUACAGAAUUAUUUAGAGCAAAACUGGGUCUCCUUGGGAGUAGCGAUGAUGAUGGCUAUAUGAUUGCAUUCCUUUUAAAACUCAUGGAAGAUGCGAGAGCUGAUUUUACAAUGACGUUUCGGCAACUUGGUGAGAUUUCAUUAGACUGUUUGAAGGACUUCAGCCUUUCUCAGGAAUUCUGGGCUCUGCAGGACAUCGCUAAGCACAAGCUCUUUCCCAGCUGGGUUGCUAUGUACCUCUUGAGAUUACAAAGGAACGCGGGAGAUUCAGAAUCUGACCGAAAAAGAAGAAUGGCCAGCGUUAAUCCUAGGUACGUGCUUAGGAAUUGGAUGGCAGAGUCGGCUAUCCGCAAGGCUGAGAGGAACGAUUUCUCAGAGGUUCGCCUCUUGCAGCAGGUUUUACAGCACCCCUUUCAGAGGCAGACCAUGGCAGAGAGAGCUGGUUAUGCCCAACGCCCCCCUGCCUGGGCCAAAGAGAUCAAAGUCAGCUGUUCGUCUUGA
Euleptes europaea (tarantolino) is the source of this 1737-nucleotide messenger RNA. RefSeq names its product protein adenylyltransferase SelO-like. The record is from RefSeq and is a predicted model, not a curated record. Lineage: Eukaryota; Metazoa; Chordata; Lepidosauria; Squamata; Sphaerodactylidae. The coding region runs from base 1 to 1737 and encodes 578 amino acids. The transcript has 19 exons.